GGUGCGAAGCUACCAGUGUUCCGACUUCGCUUCCGAUGGGCGCUCCAUGGUUUUCUUUUUCCCACCCAAUGCUUCUGCUUCCGGCUUGCCCGUUUGAUCUCUCUCUUAAAGGCGUUGCUGCCAUCGUCCGCUCCGUCAAAGCACCGUGCACGAGAAGAAAGCGAACGGGGCGAAUUACUUGAAGUUAUACCUCCCGUGGCAUCGCUUACGCAACUGGUGUGGUGAUUCGAAGCUGUGUAGAUUAUACAAAGAGAUAAACGUUGCCGAGCGCAGUCGAAAUCAGGCCACGAAGUUGUUCUACUUACAGAUCCUGGACUUGGUCGUGGCUGAACGGACGAUGGUGUCGGUAGAAGCCUUCCGCGUCCUGGAACAGUCGCAGGUCUCCCCGACGAAUGGAUCGGCGCCGCCCGCCUCCAUCCCUCUCUCCUUCUUCGACAUAGUCAUGUCGCCCGCCGGCCCCGUUCGGCGCAUCUUCUUCUACGACUUCCCCCACCCCACCGCCGUCGUCGUUGACUCGGUGCUGCCCCGACUCAGGUCGUCCCUCUCCCUCGCCCUCCAGCGGUUCUACCCCCUCGCGGGGAAUCUGUUGUGCUCCUCCAGCCCUGACGACCGAUCCGGGAUCGGCUGUGCCGACGGCGACUCGGUCUCCUUCGUCGUGGUCGAGUGCGUCGGGGUGGACUUCCGGGAGCUCUCCGGGACACGUGCGCACAGCGUGGCUGAGCUGCGGCUGUUGGCGCCUCAGCUGGUUUGGUCGGGCGCUGCCAAGCCACUGCUGGCCGUGCAGGUGACCGUGUUCCCUAACCACGGCUUCGCCGUCGGGGCGUCGGUGCCACACACCGUAUGCGACGGCUCGAGCUACGUGCAGUUCAUGAACGCUUGGGCUUCCGCCUGCCGAACGGGCCAGCUCGCCGAACCGGCGCCGUCCUUCGACAGGACGGCCGUCCCCAACCCUCUUCAGCUCCGCUCCGUCAACAUAUUACCCGGUUUCGACCGCUGCGGAACCGAAGAAUCUCCCACCCUUGCGUCCGACUUCGUCAGCGCGACCUUCUGCCUCACGCAGGAUCAGUUACAGAGGCUCAAGAGAUCGGUGACGGCCAAGUUCGACGAGCGCCACGGCUCGUUCCAUUGCUCGACCGCCGUGGUGACGUACGCCUACGCAUGGAUCUGCCUCGUCAAGACCUUCGGCUACGCCGGCGAUAAGAUUGCUCAUCUAAUAUUCCUCGCAGAUUACAGAGCUCGGCUGCAGCCGCCGCUGCCGAUGUCAUACUUCGGCAACUGCAUCGUCCCGUGCUUCGUGGAGGUGAAGGUGAGCGAUCUCGUGGGGGAGGAUGGAAUCGUGGUGGCCGCUGAGGCAAUCGGCAAAGCCGUACAGGGGUUGAGAGAUGGAGCAGCCUUAGAAGGCGUGCACGGGUGGGGCGGGAGAUGGCGAUUUGCGGCGACGCAGCAGGCCAUGACCGUCGCGGGAUCGUCCAGGUUCAGGGUUUACGACGCUGACUUCGGGUGGGGAAGGCCGGUGAAGGUCGAGAUGGUGAUCCAGAGGGCGGGAGCCAUAUCGCUGGCAGAAAGCAGAUCAGGAGACGGUGUCGAGAUUGGCUUGUCGUUUGACAGGACCGAGAUGGAUUUAGUUGACCGGCAUUUCUCUGACGGCCUCAAACUUCUCUCAGAAUAAAUCUAUUCGUAGAAGUGUUCUUCCUUCCAACGUUUCGUCGUCUUAGUUGACAAUAAGGAUGCACGUCUCAGUUUAUUUAGGUUCUCCGAACUUUAUAAUAUGUUUUUGGUGUGAUGAUCCUGCUUGCUGCAUAGGGAUCGAUUCUAUGUACUGAUUGCAUCGACUUGUUCUUCGUAGUACCCAACCAAGUUCAAAGUCUUUAAAGAUUC
Musa acuminata AAA Group (dessert banana) is the source of this 1878-nucleotide messenger RNA. Its product is annotated as phenolic glucoside malonyltransferase 2-like. The transcript has a single exon. The record is from RefSeq and is a predicted model, not a curated record. Lineage: Eukaryota; Viridiplantae; Streptophyta; Magnoliopsida; Zingiberales; Musaceae. Bases 338 to 1669 code for a protein of 443 amino acids.